Messenger RNA from Naegleria lovaniensis, 933 nucleotides. RefSeq lists its product as uncharacterized. NCBI's taxonomy places the organism in Eukaryota, Heterolobosea, Eutetramitea, Acrasida, Naegleriidae. The record is from RefSeq and is a predicted model, not a curated record. The transcript has a single exon. The coding region runs from base 1 to 933 and encodes 310 amino acids. Gene Ontology annotation, molecular function: adenyl-nucleotide exchange factor activity; protein homodimerization activity; protein-folding chaperone binding. Gene Ontology annotation, biological process: protein folding.
AUGAUGCACUCAACAUCCAAAUGUUUGGCUUCCCUCUUGAAGGCCGGAACCACCCACUCCCGUUCCUCCGUCAUGAUGAUGAAAAAAUCAUCUGCUGCCCUUACCACUGCAAGAACCAAUAUCUUCUCAACCACUCAAACCAGAAAUGUUUUUGGAUUUGGAAACAGCAAUACUAACAACUCCGGAGCUUCAUGGGAACAACAAGCUUCUUCAUCCUCCCAACAAACCCAACAACAACAAACCAAUAACAAUACCACUGCUCAGCAAACUCAACAAAAUAAUAACAAUACCACUACUCAACAACAACAAACUCCUUCCGUAGAAAAGGAACAAACUCAAACACAAGAACAAACCAAGCAACAACAAACUCAAGCCGUUGAUGAUGCCAAGGUGAAAGAACUCGAAAAGGAAAUUGAGGCAUUGAAAGAAAAGAACAACAAGCUUGAUGACCAAUUAAAGAGAGCUGUUGCUGAAAUGCAAAACGUUCGUCGUAUUGCAAAGAAUGAUGUGGAUAAUGCAAAGAAGUUUGCUUUGCAAUCGUUCUCAAAGAAUCUUUUGGAAGUUGUGGAUAAUUUGGAGACUGGAUUGAAACAUUUGAACAUUGAAGACGUUUCAGAAAUUGUUAAAUUGGUUCAAGACAGUCCAGAUUGUACUGAAGAUUUACGAAAGAAGUCAAAAGCAUUGCUGACCUCAGUGGAAGGAGUGAAAAUGACUGAAACUGUCUUGUUGAAGGUUUUGGAGAGAAAUGGAGUGACCAAACUCGAAAUUGGAGAACAAACUACCUUCGAUCCAAAUUUCCACGAAGCCAUGAUGAAGAUUCCACCAAGUGAUAAGCAUCCAAAUGGCUCUGUUGCUAUGGUCUUAAAGAGCGGAUGGGUUCUCAAUGAAAGAGUGUUGAGACCUGCCCAAGUCGUUGUAGCCAUUCAAGACUAA